CAGCCAGGGCUUGGGCUUUGCACCCGGCGGCGGCUGAGAACGGUGGCUGCUGCGGAGACGGCAGCAGCGCAGGCGGGCAGAGCGGAGCUGCCCAGCCCGGUGGCGGGCGAUGCCCCCAUGAGCCUCUCUCGCCGCCCCUCCCCGCCCCGCGCCCCUACCCCUGGGAGUCCAUCGCCACCGGCUUAGGACCGGGCCGCGCCUACCGCGGGUCCGCGGGGCGGGGUCCCGGGGCUGCACCUGCCCCGCCUUGCCGAGUCGCCUCGCUCAGGGGCACCCCUCCCUGUCUGGACCCCAGCCCCAUCCCCGGGAAGGAUCCCAUCUGAUGCCAGUGUAGUCUGGAGAGCCAGGCUGGGCCCAGUUGAUGAGCAGAUUCUUUGCCACAUCACCUCCUGGGAGCUACCCUGAUUGCCUUUGCCUCCUUUCUUGAGCAGAAGUCAACUGAAGCCUUGAGUCAGUUCCAUAGGGGUGUGCUGUAGAGAGGGGCAAGCCCCUUGUGAUGCGGAACACCACGCUCAGACUCAUCAGUUUGAAUUGCCUACAGCCUGACUACCCCACAGACCAUGUUUAACGGGGAGCCGGGGCCGGCCUCGGCCGCAGCAUCUAGGAACGUGGUCCGGAGCUCCAGCAUCAGCGGCGAAAUCUGUGGCGCUCAGCAGAGUGGGGGCGGGACUGGAACCACCACCUCCAAGAAGCGACGCAGCAGCCUCGGGGCCAAGAUGGUGGCCAUCGUGGGCCUGACACACUGGAGCAAGAGCACACUACAGCUCCCACAGCCCGAAGGAGCCACCAAGAAGCUGCGCAGCAACAUCCGGCGGAGCACGGAGACGGGCAUUGCAGUGGAGAUGCGGAGUCGGGUCACUCGCCAGGGCAGCCGAGAGUCCACUGAUGGGAGCACCAACAGCAACAGCUCCGAGGGCACGUUCAUCUUUCCCACCACCAGACUUGGGGCUGAGAGUCAGUUCAGCGAUUUCCUGGAUGGGCUGGGUCCAGCCCAGAUUGUGGGCCGACAGACACUGGCAACACCACCUAUGGGCGAUGUGCACAUUUCCAUCAUGGACAGGAGCGGCCAGCUAGAGGUGGAGGUGAUUGAGGCUCGGGGCCUGACCCCAAAACCAGGCUCCAAAUCCCUCCCAGCCACCUAUAUCAAAGUUUACUUGCUUGAGAAUGGGGCUUGCUUGGCCAAGAAGAAGACAAAGCUGGCCAAGAAGACCUGCGAUCCCCUGUACCAGCAGGCUCUGCUCUUUGAUGAGGGUCACCCAGGCAAGGUCUUGCAGGUGAUCGUCUGGGGCGACUACGGCCGCAUGGACCACAAGUGCUUCAUGGGCAUGGCCCAGAUCAUGCUGGACGAGCUGGACCUGAGCGCCGCCGUCUCAGGCUGGUACAAACUCUUCCCCACGUCUUCAGUGGCAGACUCUACACUGGGAUCCCUGACCAGGCGCCUGUCCCAGUCCUCCCUGGAGAGUGCCACCAGCCCUUCAUGUUCCUAAGGACCUCAAGAAGAGGAGGGAUAUGGUGUGGGGAGGGGUGCUUCAGGCUGCCCCUCCCCCUGUACAUAAUCUUCACAUUUGGACCCCUUGCCCUGCUGCAUGCCUGUUGGCUACUGGCCCCAUCCCAGCUGGCAGUGGAGACUGUAGUGUGUGUGUGCGUGUGCGUGUGCGUGUACGUAUGUUUGUGUGUCUAUGCGUGCCCAUGUUAUACAUCCAUCCAUCUGUCUGGAUAUAGUCUGUCUUGGUGACUAUAUAGCCUGAAAUCCAUGUCUGUGUCUUGCUGUAAAGAAAACCCAAAGGAGUGGUAUGUGGACACACCUCUCUGAGCCUUCCAGCGGUGGGUGUCUGGGACACGACCACUGGCUCAUCUUACCUGGUCCUGUCCUGAGGCAGAGCCUCCGUGUCCCCUCUAUCCUUCCUCUUGGUAUCUCUGCUGAUUUUUCUGUCUUGUCCUUUGUUCCACCCUUCACCUCUUUCAGCACUGCUGCUCUUUUUGAGGAAUGUAGCAUCUCCUUCAGCUGGCCACUUUGAAGGCCCCUCUGGGAACCCGACCCCCCCCUUCCCCAGCCUCCCGUGGUAGCUCUUCCCACUGGACGCCCUGCAGCAUGGAACAUGUUCCGCCAGUGCCUGGCCAGGCCUGCAACCACCGGCUGCCCAGGGAGUUGAGGGCUUAGAAAUGAUUUUUCUCCCUGAAACUACAGCCACCUCCUUCCUCUAGGCAAACACUGGAGGCCUCGGUGGCCUGGGCUUGCUGACCAGAUAGCUUGGAGGGAAGUGCAGGCUCUUCCCCUCACAUUCUUCUCCCAGCUCUCCAGAGUCUCUGAGCCAAAGGAGUGCCCCCCAGUGGGUGCUGUGUGGUCUUGGCAUCCAGGAGGCUGGCUCAGAGGGCAAACAUUGCCAGAGCAGCCAGUUCCUGGGGGCACCUAUGUGCAGCCCAGUCUCUGGUAGGCCAGAGCAGAGGGGAAGUGAUGGUGACCCUGUUUGCUGGGGUGGGGAUGGCUGGGGCUGGUGGCUUUCUAGCCUUCCUGGAUUCUCCUGUCAAGCCUCUGGAGAGUAGCUGCAUGAUAUAGAACAUCUGGAGGCUCUUUUUUUUUUUUUUCUCCUUUCCAGACCAGGGUUCUCCUUUCUAGAUGGCUUGGGCUCAGCCCCCUGGCUCCCUGGAUGUUCUGGCUCUAGACUCUAGACCGCCACCAUCACCAGCUCUGUACAAGCAAUACUUACCCUCCUGCCUCCCUGCCUCUUGCACUCGCCACUGCCCUCUGGAAAGUGGCCUGCCCUGCUCCAGCCACAUCAUCUGCCUCUGCGUCUUUCCACUCUUGUCUAGUUGGAGCCUCCCAAAGCCACACAAACCCAGACUUCACUGAGCCAUGUUGGUGGGGACCAGUGUCUGCACUAGGCCUGUAAGAUGCCUGCUGGGAUUCCUAAUGGCUGGCUUAGGAAGACCUCGAUCUGCCCCUCACCUGCUCCUUACUCAGUUCCAGGGGAGAAGAAAGGGGAGGAGAUGCCCAGGAGAUGGACAUGGAAGCCCUUGUCCAGUAGGGAGGCGAGACAUAUAGCAGGAGGGGUGAGGGAAUAAGAAGAUUCUCUCCACAUCUUCCUAGGUCUAACCUGUUUAUGAGGCAGCAGCAGGACCCAGGGCAGCAGUGGAAUAAUCUCAGGCCUGAGUGCUUGGACCCCAUUCAAAACCAAAGCAGGUUGGACUUGGAGGUGGGUUCAGAGGGAGGGAGAGAAGAGGCUUUGUGAAGAUAAAGCCAUCUCUGCUCAAAGGGCCUCCUCUGGAGGGGACCUCAUUAGGAUAAAGCAGAUCCCUGUACUGUCCCUUACAAGAAAACCAAAUGAAGAAACCAAGACCCUAUUUGUACUGUCCCCAGACAGAAAGUCAGCAUGAGUAAUCAGGAAGUGAGCAACCGAGCUCCUGAACUCCUGAGCUCCUGCCCCAGCCUCCCUUCAUACAAAACCUUGUGUGCAGAGACAGAGAGAAGAGACAGCUGGACCAUUUUCUUUUUGGCAGAAAUUCUCUCCCAUAACCAGGACUGAGUAAUGCAUGCAUUUGUUGUGUUCCUAAAAAUGAGAAAAGGGCUAUGUGCUCUGGCUUUAGGGUGGGCAGAGGGAGAAAACUGACAUAUUCUCUCUGAGAUAUUCACCCUCAGAAUGGUGUGAAAGUGCGUCUUGGAGUUGUGAGCUUAGUGGUGAUAGUGUAGACAUUUACUAGCUGACAGCUCUCCUAAGCAUGUAGUCACCCCUGGGGAAAGGGAUAUCAUUGUUCCUUUAGGGGCCCAGGAAGACAGAGAGAAGGAAGCUAUCAGCAGAGGCUGCUGCUGGGUAACUGCACGUUCUGCUGCCCCCUAUCUCUGGGGUGGGUUAUUAGCACUGGAGAUGUCUAGUUAUAAGUGGAGCUAUAGGUAACUUGGGGCUGAGCCAUUCUCAGUCUGCAGCUGGCUGAGAUUUGGGCUACUCCCCUAUGUCACCUCUUUACUGGGGAGUCAUCCCCACCCCCAAAUCGACCUUGGAGAGGGAUUCUUUUCAGUCCUUCACACCAAAUAGGUUACGAAUCCCCACCUGCCCCCACCACUUUAGGUGUAGUUGUGCAAUGCUGAUGUGGAUGCAUGAGGCAAGCGGCAGGAUUGCAAGGUCCACACCUUAGCAUCCUGGAUGCUGGGAACCCUGCAGGUUGUCUGGGGGAACUUUCUGCACUUAUCUGUCCCAGAAGAGGGAGGAGCAUGAGUGUGACUAGGGUUGGGAGCAUCUGUCCUUUUGAAGAGGGAACAUGGGAAAAGGAACGUGGACACCCCCUCUCCUCCCAUUCCCUCCUAACUUGGGGCCAGCUUGCUCUGAGCUGCAGGCACCCCUCACCUCAAGUGAAACCUGGUGUUGAUUCCUGGAUGGGGCUCUGUCAUCCCAGGCCCAGGCAGGAUGUGUGCAAGAUGUGGUCCUACAGUGACGCUGGGCUGUGAGCAGGGACCGUGACAGAUGAGUCGGAACAUCCACCUUCAUUUCUGCUCUGUGCAGUCUGUCCCACUUCCUUCCUCAAACCCAUCCCUAUGGGGAAGUCUGUGAUAGCCCUAUGGUAUGAAUCAGGCUUCGGUAAUUGGGAUCAAGUCUUGGUUCGACAUAGUGGAUUUUUUCCUUUGAGGAUGAACCACUGCUAGCACCACUCCCACCCACUCUGUUCCAUCACCCUGCUCUCCUAGGGAAGGAAGGCUUAGGAGGCUCUUGGUACCCAGCAAGUCCCAGGCCAUGCCAUCGUUUCAUGGGGCCGAGGCAGAAGGAGCUUCAGAACAAGGGUGCCUGUGUAGCUCAUUACAUGUGGGGUCACUGCCCAGCAGGGCACUGAGGGCAGGCCAGUUCUGUCAGGGACAUGACCUCUGCAUGCCUGAGCUCUUCUCUACUGCCAGCCUUGAGGAGAGCACAAGCCCCUCCCCCCCAGCCCUUUUAAAGACAAUAGAGACCUCCAAGGGUACUCCUUUGGAAAAGAAAUGUAGCACAAUCUUAGACUGCAUCGCCAGGAGCCCUGACAUGGUACCCAGGGUUCCUGCUUGGUGCCCUGCUGUCCAGGAGAUGCUGAACUCCGUCCCUGGGGCUCCAGAGCUCCGAAUACCUCCGAUUCCCCAGUUUCCUCGACCCGGAAAGCAGCAGGGCUUCAGUGAGACUGCUUUUCUGUUUCUCUGAUUGCUUCCUGCACUGUGCACACUCCACGCAAGAAAUUCUACUGUCUUGACUUGAUCCAGCUGGCCGUCGAGCUGUCCUCCGCCUAGCUGGAGAGAGAUGGUGCCCUCCUUUGGAGCCAGGAGGCAGGCCAGCAGUAUUUUCAUGGUGGCUGCAAGGAGAUGGAAAGAAGAGGCUACUUCCCUGCCUUUCUCUUCUUCAGCACGGAAAGAGGUUCUUUCUCGUUCGUGCUGCUUCCUGUAAUGGAUUAUCUUUCACUGAGUGAUCAGGGAGGAGACUGAUCCCCUGCCUACUCACAGGAGAGACUAGGAUGAAACAAAACCACCAGGAUUGAAGGGCAGGGAACCCCACCCAGUCAGGAGAGGCCUGAUAGGGUUAUUGUUGUUGUUGUUAUUAUUAUUAUUUUGAAAGUGUGCCUGAGCAUCUCAGAGCAAUGUCAGUGAUGCCAAAGAGAGCAACUUGGCCUCCAUGGGCACCAACUUUCCUGGAGGAGCCACGGUUAGUUGGCUUGCCUCAUGGCGGGACCUUGUUCUCUGACAAAGGGCUUAAUCUUUCCAUGUAGCAAAGUAACUCCCCUCCCCCUCCCCACCCUGAGCUCCAGCUUUUAUGGGCCCAGCAUGGCUGUGCCUGUGAGGGAAGCCACACAAUAAGAGAAGUGUACAGUCUCUCAGGAGCCUAGCUUAGCUCAAGGCAAGUGAUGGUGUGAGUGUUCAUGCUUUGGGCGAACCUCCCCACGUCUGGCUGAACAUAGGCAAGUAAGGACAGGGGCCUUGGGCCUCCCAGUUGAGUUCACACCAGUAGUGCCCCUGGGACAGGGUUCUAGAGAACUUGACUAACUGAAAUAGAUUCUAGGAAUUCCAGGGGCCACAGAGCAUCUGCAUAAUUGCUCAAUGGCCUGGAAAGCUAGCUACAGAGAACCAAAAGCUGUUAAGAAUUUUACUAGAAACUGUGACAUUGUAUAAGACUCCUUCCUUUUCUGGACCUCAGCUUCCUCAUUUGCAGAAUCAGAGCAUACCCUCCAGGUUUUAAGUCUGAUCUGGAGCUGAUGAGGGUUGUGAGCUUAGUGUUCCUAGUUCCAGUGGGUGGUUUCUUCCAACCCCUGGUGCCUGAGCAGGGCACAGGUCCUUGUCCGGUUCCCUACCCCCUACCACAUCCCCCAGAUGCUGCUUCUGAACUCUGGGAAACCUAACAGACUCUGCUUUUACCUCCUUAUGGUUUGUUUACCCUCUUCUAUCCUUGUGUGUCAGUGGGAAACAAUUAAGGGUUGUCUGCAGUGGGCAAUUUUCAAGGUGCUGAAGUGAUGUCACAACCUCAGCUGCAUCCUGAGUAAGUCAGUGUCCCCACCAGCAGACGAGGCUUAGCUGCUCCUCGUUUCUGCUUCUAGAAUGACAUCAGCAGAAAUAGUGGAACAUUUUUUCGAGGAAAUGCUCUCUGGCAAGGAGAGGUGGGGGACUUAUUUCCCUUCAAAGUAUUUUACUUCUUAAAAACCACUCCUCUCACCAGAAUGUCUUAGCAGACAUCCUCUCAGAAAACAUCGUGGCUGCUUCCCUAGAAAAGUUGGCUGGAUUGUUCAACUCCUUUAGAAUGUAAAUUCAGAGGAGGCAGGAACCGCUUUUUAUAGAUUCCCCCCCCCCAAAAAAAAUGCGUCCUGCAAAGAAAGAGAUAGCUGACAGGGACUGACAAGCACACCGUUUAGAUAAGAAGCAAUUAGCCUUUUCUAUCUGUGCUCUAUACAUUUUCUUUGUGCAGCAUCUCUCCAAACUUGUGGCUCCUGGGUGGCAGGUGGGCAGCUGGAAAGGACUGCCAGCUGUUUCGUACGACAUUCUUGCCAAUUUCCUUGAGGAGAAAAUUCUUCACAUGGCUUCUGCAUGUACAGUAUUUGUGCAGCAAAAAAAUAAGUAAAUAAAAUAAAAAAUGAAAGUCAGUUUGAAAA
This is a messenger RNA of Erinaceus europaeus (western European hedgehog), 7086 nucleotides long. RefSeq names its product regulating synaptic membrane exocytosis 3 (gene RIMS3). The coding region runs from base 561 to 1487 and encodes 308 amino acids. Gene Ontology annotation, biological process: regulation of membrane potential; positive regulation of synaptic transmission; regulation of synaptic plasticity. The record is from RefSeq and is a predicted model, not a curated record. The transcript has 9 exons. Gene Ontology annotation, molecular function: small GTPase binding; transmembrane transporter binding. NCBI's taxonomy places the organism in Eukaryota, Metazoa, Chordata, Mammalia, Eulipotyphla, Erinaceidae. Gene Ontology annotation, cellular component: presynaptic membrane; cytoskeleton of presynaptic active zone.